AUGUCUUCUCAGCUCAACGAUAACGCGAGACCUGCUCACUGCUCGGCUUUCCUCCAGCAUCUGCUCAGCUACCCGGUCAUCAGCGACGGCGUUCAUAUUUUCAAGUCUGGCAAAUACGGCCAGAGGUCCCUCCAAUUCGGCGACGCCGCUUACCAGACUUUCGCCGCUCCCGUCAUGGCUUGGUUCCAGAAGCCCUACCAACACCUCUUGUCUUACAUCCAGAAGGUCGAUUCCUUAGGCGACAAUAUCCUCCAGUACGUCGACAAGCGGUUCCCUACUAUUAAGAAGCCAACCGAGGAGCUGUACAAAGACACUAAGGGCCUUAUCCUCCUAUCAUACCACAAAGGCCUCGAGGGUAAAGACCACGUUCUCCAGGUUUAUAACUCCGAGUAUAAGAAGAACGAGCAAGCAGGCCUUGCCGCCCACGGAAAGGCUGCUGCUACCACCGUCCCCGACGCCAGCAAUGAGGCCCUCUCUUGGCUCAGCUGCUUCUUGCACCCGCAGAAGGCUGAGGCAAGCAAUACAGCCAACUAA
Molecule: messenger RNA, 534 nt
Organism: Fusarium falciforme
Lineage: Eukaryota; Fungi; Ascomycota; Sordariomycetes; Hypocreales; Nectriaceae
Exons: 2
Coding region: 1-534 (177 amino acids)
Source: RefSeq, a predicted model, not a curated record